CGUCCUCCCACUCCCCCACCCGAAAGCUUCACCCGGACGCUUGCCCCUCCGUCAUUAACCAUCCCAACCUCCGAGACCGGGACCUCCCCUUUCCGUCCUCCCGCCGCUCCAUUUUUACGGAAACGCCCCCCACCCACCGGCGCCGGCGAUGCCCCGGCCGUCGCCGCCGCCGUAUUCGCGGCGCCUCCUCCAGGGCGGCAGCGACAGCGGCGGCGCCAACCCCAACCGCAUCCCGGGCAUCCCGCCCGCCGACCCGCCCGCGGGCGUCAACUCCGAUGUCGUCGUCAUCCUCGCCGCCCUGCUCUGCGCGCUCAUCUGCGUCGUCGGCCUCGCCGCCGUCGCCCGCUGCGCCCGCUCCCGCCGCAACAGGGGCGCCGGGGCCGGCGGCGGCGGCCCGUCGUCCCCCUCGAGCAACCCGGGCGACGCCCCGGGGCACUUUGGCGGCGGGCAACACAGCGGCGGCGCGAGCGCGACCACGACCACCACGACCACCACCAAGGGGCUGAAGAAGAAGGCGCUCAAGGCGCUGCCGAAGCUGGCGUACGCGGACGCGGUGGCGGCGGCCGCGGCGGCGCGGGGCGCGGCGCCGGCGGCGGAGGGCGAGGAGGAGGCGAAGGCGGAGGAGCUGCUGGCGGAGUGCGCCAUCUGCCUGGCGGAGUUCGGCGAGCGGGAGGAGGUGCGCGUGAUGCCGCAGUGCGGGCACGGGUUCCACGUCGCGUGCGUCGACACCUGGCUGCGCUCCAACUCCUCCUGCCCGUCCUGCCGCCGCCCCAUCGUGCUCGACGACCCGGCCCCGCCCAAGCGGUGCCGCAAGUGCGAGGCCGUCGUCCUGGAGGCCGUCCUCGCCUCCUCCUCCUCCUCCGCCGCCGCCACCGGCGGCCGGGGCCGCGGCGGCGGCGGGGGGGACGGGGGAUUCUUGCCGUAGCAUCAGCAUUCAGCAGUAGUUGGCCGGCUGAUUGCCUGACGGGCGGGCCCAGGGUCGGUCCCGGUAGUUGAGCUGCCCCCAUCUGCCCGCAGCCCACAUGUCAGUAGCGCAGCGAAGAUCCCCCUCUAAAGCAAUGCAAAAAAAGAAGAAUAACUAGAAAUGUGAUUCUUUUUGUACGACCUUUUGGAUUUAGAGUUUCUCCAACUGAAAUCUGUGGGCGCCUGAAAUCUGUUGGCAACUUGCAAUUGCUUCAUCAACUGUAAAUUGUAGAAAUUUGCGAAUUGGGCUGCUAAAAAUUUGUAUC
Panicum hallii is the source of this 1229-nucleotide messenger RNA. RefSeq names its product RING-H2 finger protein ATL80-like. Bases 149 to 925 code for a protein of 258 amino acids. NCBI's taxonomy places the organism in Eukaryota, Viridiplantae, Streptophyta, Magnoliopsida, Poales, Poaceae. The record is from RefSeq and is a predicted model, not a curated record. The transcript has a single exon.